Actinia tenebrosa (Australian red waratah sea anemone) is the source of this 893-nucleotide messenger RNA. Its product is annotated as large ribosomal subunit protein uL13m. Gene Ontology annotation, cellular component: ribosome; mitochondrial large ribosomal subunit. Gene Ontology annotation, molecular function: structural constituent of ribosome; mRNA binding. Gene Ontology annotation, biological process: translation; negative regulation of translation. Lineage: Eukaryota; Metazoa; Cnidaria; Anthozoa; Actiniaria; Actiniidae. The record is from RefSeq and is a predicted model, not a curated record.
UGAGAGUAACAUGACAAAGGUCUUCGUAGUAGCCAUUUUGAGUAUACCUCGUUCGUAUCGUGUUAUAUCACUUGUAAGAAGAAGGGCUUUUGAACUAGAUAGUUAAAGCAUGAAAUGGCUUUUACAAACCGUGCAUCACAAAGCUUCCUAACACACGCUCGACUUUGGUAUUUGGUAGAUGCAAGGGAUCAAGUAUGCGGUCGUUUGGCUGGCUAUAUUGGUCAAAUCCUCCAAGGCAAAACAAAGCCCAUAUAUCAUCAUGCUAUUGACGUAGGAGACUAUAUUGUUGUCGUAAACACUAAAGAUAUUGUUCUCUCUGGUUCAAAGUGGAAUAAUAAACUUUAUCGACAUCAUACGGGGUUUCCAGGAGGUCUGAAAGAAAUCAGAGCAAGAGACUUGCAUAAAAGAGAUUCAACACGUGUUUUGUGGAGAGCUGUGUAUGGGAUGCUGCCUAAAAACAAUCUAAGACCAAUAUGGAUGAAGAGGCUGUUUUUGUUUGACGAUGAAAAUCACCCUUAUGCUCAAAACAUAUUUUCCAAGUUAGAAACUCCUGCAUUAAUACCUAAGAGGCUUCACGAAUAUAGUUCAGAAGAAGUAGCUAAUUUUCCUAAAAUUUUGUACUAAAUUCUUAAUACUUCGCAGUGUUUGUCAGUUCAUUUACUUGACUACAAUAAAACUAUUCCUUAGAGGGAAAGAGGUCCAUUUUUUUUACGAUAAAAGAACAUCUCUUUUCUAUCAAUAUCUGUCUCUCCUCUUAUUGAUGAUAAAAAUCAGCCAAUCAGGGCACAAGAAAUUUGUAAGUUAUUGUAAAAUAGCGAUUGAGCUCCUAAUCUUAUUUGUAAUUAAAAGAAAGUGACGUCAUACACGCAACAUUUAAAAAUUUACAGCUUCUU